This is a messenger RNA of Oncorhynchus kisutch (coho salmon), 1829 nucleotides long. Its product is annotated as transcription cofactor vestigial-like protein 4. The transcript has 5 exons. The record is from RefSeq and is a predicted model, not a curated record. NCBI's taxonomy places the organism in Eukaryota, Metazoa, Chordata, Actinopteri, Salmoniformes, Salmonidae. Bases 168 to 1025 code for a protein of 285 amino acids. Gene Ontology annotation, molecular function: transcription coactivator binding. Gene Ontology annotation, biological process: negative regulation of DNA-templated transcription.
CAGCAGCUCUGCGCAGCCUCCUGAUACGUUACCUGGCCGAGAUCAAGCUCUGCAUCUCGUUGACUUUCCAUUUCCAACCAGAAUUUAGGCUCAUUGUGUCCUUUUAGCUCGAACAGUCAAGGUGGUCCUCUGCAGUUUGCUUUAUUCACAGACAAAGACAAGGAAACAUGGCUGUUGCAAACUUGCAAUACAUAACUCGGAUGAGCAGUGGCUUCAAAGUCUACAUCUUGGAAGGUCAGCCCAACCUAAGAAGUGAAGAUAGAUACAGGCAUAUGACAAAUGAGAGAGUUCGAGUACCACCAGUGCAUCCAGUCAAGCGCAAACACAGCUCUGAGCGUGGCCUAACAUUGGAAGAAAGGCGAGAGAGGGCACAGAGCAAAAGCAACAUGAGAAGUGCUCAGAGGCCAGCUGUGUUUAGUGUUCCCCAGAGCCCCACAUCCUCCUGGAGCCCAACCCCAAGCCCCACAUCCUCCUGGAGCCCAACCCCCAGCCCCACAGGUCAUCUUCCCCAUCAUGUGUAUCCCACACCACCUAUGGAUGAACCACUGGACCUAAUUAAGAAACCAAGGAAAGAGCCUGAGAGGACAGAGAAGAAAACAAAAAGCACUACAUCCACCAAUCAGAUACAGAUGCGUCCUUCUGUGAUCACCUGUGUCUCCUCUACAAGAAAGCCCACCUGCAGAUCUGAGUUCCGCAGCAGCCACUCCUCCACAGUGCUAUAUAAGCACAGCUAUGACCAUGUGGUGGAGGAGCAUUUCAAGAGAAGCCUGGGGAUGGACUACCAAAGGGCAAGCUCCCGCCAGCUCUCCAUCAGCGUCUCUGUGGAUGACCACUUUGCCAAAGCCUUGGGAGGGAAGUGGCUUGAGAUCAAAUCUAAAUCCUCCUCGUGCUCCUCGUCUACAUCCUCACCAUCCAGCAGCCCAAGUGUCACUCACUCCCCCAGCUACAGCCACAGCCCAAGCCAAGCUCCCAAAGAGUCUCCAAGUACCACUACUCCCACCUCCAGCUUCUGGUCAGUCAAAUAAAACUACAGAGACCUUUCCUGAAGAAAGAAUUAACUUUGAGUAGUUUUUUAUGUAAUACAACAGCAGGUCCAUGCUUUUCAACGAAUGGAAGCACAAUGGAAACAGUUAUUGAGCAAGGGUAGACUAGAGAACAGGAAUGCAGGAAUACUUACCUACUCUAUGGUUGAACCAUUGAGAGCAUCUCUAUGAGUCUAUGCCCUGUUUGUGGAAAAGGGGUUUAUUGGUCUAAUAUCAAGGGACAAGCAAAUGUUACAGUGAUGUGAUGUCUUUAUUUCUCUUCAUUUCUGUCCCAGACUUUUUAAUAGCAUAUAUAUCUCUGAAAUAGAUGGCCAUUAUAUUUCAGUAAAUGUGUCAUAUUUCAUGCGGUGAAGAUGCCACAACUUUCAUGAUUGUGUAUUUAUACUGUAUGCUUUUAACGAUCCUAGAUCCUAUUUUCUCAUACUAAACUACUGUGCUAAUCUACUGUACAAAUUUGUUUACCAAACCUGUUCAAUACAGUAACUUCGUGUUUUUGUAUAAAAUCAACUUAAAAAGGACAACUCAAAAAGAAAAACCUAUUUGUGACUGGAUAUUACAAGUUGAGGCUUUAUUAAAUAAAAUAUACUUAACUUAAAUUAACAAUAUUCUUGUAUGAAAAGCAACCUGGUGAUUUACGAAAACAUUUUGAGUGUGCAAUUUUUAUAUGAUGUACUUUGAAAAAUAUGGAGUGCUUUGAACACUGAUAAAAUGCAUUAUAUAAAUUCAAUAUAAUUACCUCCCUGGAGCCUAUGACUGUGAUUGUUGUCCAUACCUAAAAAAAAAAAU